AUGCCGCGAGGUAGAACAAGAAGAUAUGCAAAUGACGUCGCCGAGGAACAGUCCUUUUCGCGACCCAGCACUACACCAAGUGAGGGCAGCAAUAAGAGAGUGCGUCUUGGAGGCGACUCUCCCUCUUCUCCUCUGACGCCUUCGCGUAAAGGGAAAAAUGCUCAGGCGGAAUAUCAAAUAGGGUCCAUUGUUCGCGUUAGUCUAAAGAAUUUUGUUACAUACGAUUCUGUCGAGUUCAGACCCGGACCGAACCUUAACAUGAUCAUAGGUCCUAAUGGUACGGGAAAAAGCACGAUCGUUUGUGCGAUUGCUCUUGGUCUCGGUUGGAAUAGUUCGCUCCUAGGACGUGCUAAGGAUAUUUCAGAUUUCAUCAAGAAUGGUCAGGAACGUGCGUCAAUAGAAAUUGAGCUACAGAGUAGACCAAAAAAUGUAAUGUCGCCUCCUGAAUUACUUAUGCAAACUCAAAGAGCUGUUGGUGAAAAGGAAUUGAUUACAUGGCAUGAGCGUUUGAUCAAAUUAAGAGAAGAAGAAAAAAAGUUAUUGGCGACCACUAAAGUUGACAGCGAUGAGAUCGACAAUCUCGAAAAAAGAAAUUCCAUAUUGGAAAGAGAUGUAACCCGUUUCAAAGAAAGGGAAGCCAUAUUGAGAAGAAUUCAGUUAUAUGAAUUACGUAUUCCGUUUGCUCGUUAUGGCGUGGCGAAAAAUUUGUAUGAUGAAAUAAAGAAUGAACGAGCGGAAGCGCAUUCAACUUACAAACGCCUUUUAAAGGAAAACGAACCUGCUAAUGCGAGGAAAAGCGAGCUUGAGGAUAAAUUGAAGGAGGCAGGUGAAGAAAAUAAAAGAUGUUUGGGGUCUUAUAAUGCGAAGACAAAGGAGAUGAAAGAGACUGCGAACAAGUUGGAAAAAACGGAAGGGGACAUCGAUAAUGCACGCAAGGAACUGUCCAGCAUUAAAAGAAGAGAGAGAACGAGGCAGAACUUGAUCACCCAGCUUCGAGCAGAAAUUAAUGACCUGGAAGAAAGAACCAAGGUUCCACCAAGGGUUGACACAUCAGACAUCGAUCGUAGAAAUGGCGAUAUUAACCGCCGUUUGCGAGAAGUGAGUUCACAAAUUGACGACAUCAACGAAAAGAUACAACAAAAAAUUGAGGAAAGCAGGAAUUAUAAUCUGGAGAUUAUUUCAUUACAAAAACAAUUGAAGGAACUCGAUAAUGUGAGGAGACUUCGACUUGAUAUCUUGCGCAACGACUACGAUACCAUUUCUGCUAUUGAAUGGAUUCGAAAAAAUGGGGACAAAUUAGUUGCACGUGUUUAUGAUCCAAUGCUCCUGGAGAUUGACAUUAAGAACAUGCGCUACGCUGACGCAGUAGAAUCCCUCUUGGGAAAUUCUACAAAGACAUUCGUUUGUGAAUCGGAUCAAGAUUAUCAUACCAUCACGAAAGCGCUGUGCGAUAUUCAAAAAUUGAGAAUAAAUGUUCUUUGCAUCUCUCAUUUAUCCAUGAAAGAUUUUCCUUAUCCGAGAUCCAUUGAACAACUUAGGGCAAUAGGUUUUGAAGGGUACCUUUUAGAUCAAAUAAAUGCUCCGCCGAUGCUGCUUACCGCAAUUUGUGACCAGGCCAACUUUCAUAGAAUUCCGGUGGCUAAAAAUGAAACAGAUGUUAACCACAAUGACAUCUUGAGACGUCCGGAAAUCAGGAAAUACAUUGCGGGAAACACAUCAUACUCCAUUACAUCCUCAAAAUACGGUAAAAAGCUCAGUCAAACUUACACAACCAGAAUUAGGCCGGCGAGAAUAUUUACCAAUACAUUAAAUGUUGAACAAAGGCGUAACCUUGAAAGGCAACUUCAAGAAGUUCAAUUAAAAUUACAGGAGAAUGAUAGAAUUAUAGGAAAACUAAGGAAUGAUGAGGCAAAACUUAAUGAAUCUGUUAGAACAUUGCGCGAAGAAAAGGCGCGAAUAAUUGAAGAAAAACGAAGUAUUCAAGCUUCAUUGAGUGAAUUUGAGAGGCUUAAGGUCAAGCUUGAUAAUAAAAGAUCGCAAUUGGAAAGGCAACGACCGAACCCCGUGAAAGAUGACGAAAAAAAAUUGAGGGGCAAAAUUCGUGAAUUUGCCAGAAAGCGUGGUCGACUCGUUGCCGAAUUUCAAGAUCAUUUGAAAGAGAGUAAACAGCUAUUUUCCGAUCGUAUUGUUGCAUCAUUACAACAUAUUCAGUAUUUUUCUGAACUCCAUGAACUUGAAAGGCGAACUAAAGAUAGAAAUGAGGCUUUGAAACAAGCGCAUGUGAGAUACGUGGAAGUCGACGGUAGAUUCAGUUCUGCUAAGGCAAAUGCGAAACGCUUGCUGAAUGAAGCUAAUGCCAAAAUUGAAGAUGUGGAUGAAGAAACGAGACUUGCUCUUCAAGAGAUAAGUCAAGGCAUGUCCCUUGACGAGCUUGAGGAUGCAGUUGCGAGCGAGCGCGCUAAAGCCGAUUUACAUUAUGUUGUAAAUCCUCACGUGAUAGAAAUGUACGAUAAAAGGAAAGCCGAGAUCGAAUCAAUAAAAUCUAGAUUAGUAGUAAAGACGAGGGAGUUAGAAAAGCUGACAGAAGAAUUGUCAUCUUUGAAGGAAAAAUGGGUACCUAAACUGGAAGAACUGGUGAAAAAAAUCAGUCAAGAAUUCUCAAAUGCUUUUGAUCGCGAAGUUCGAGUCAGCACCCAUGAUGACUACGAUAAGUGGGGCAUUGAUAUUUUGGUGAAAUUUAGGGAUAACGAAAAGCUUCAAGCACUUACAGGCCAGCGUCAAUCAGGAGGCUUCAGCAUAGAGUAUGAUAAUUCCACUGUUGAUCAUCUGCGACGUUCACAAAGUUGGAAGGAACUUUUCCUAAGACUUGGAGAAGUAGCGAUGACAUAUUUGCUAAGAAAUGCAUCGAUAUUUAUUGCACUUCCAAAUAAGUCCUACCUUCAAGUAGUAGGAACGUUGAUCAGCGAGAUUCCUUGCUCACCUAGCUCACCUAGCCCAAAGUCGUCCUCCGAAAAUGAUACCGGCAGUUUCUUAACCACACCGAACUCCUCCUUCGACUUUUCCGAUCAAUUCCUUGAAAGCGAUGAUGACUUUGCCAAUUUCCCAAGACAUGCGCAAGGAUUGUCUGGCAAAUUUAUAAAUAGCGUGAUCGUGGAUCGUGUUAAAGAAUCGUAUGUGGACAAGGAAGUUGUACUUGACUUAUUAGAAGAGCAUCUUAAAAAUAAUUUGAUCAAAGCAAACAAUUGGAAUCCCGCAGGGAUCGGUAGUAUCAACACUGCUUUGCAG
Acaulospora colombiana is the source of this 3285-nucleotide messenger RNA. The record is from the annotation of a GenBank genome assembly. NCBI's taxonomy places the organism in Eukaryota, Fungi, Glomeromycota, Glomeromycetes, Diversisporales, Acaulosporaceae.